Molecule: messenger RNA, 4505 nt
Organism: Chenopodium quinoa (quinoa)
Lineage: Eukaryota; Viridiplantae; Streptophyta; Magnoliopsida; Caryophyllales; Amaranthaceae
Exons: 4
Coding region: 871-2136 (421 amino acids)
Molecular function (GO): protein binding
Source: RefSeq, a predicted model, not a curated record
UAACAUAAAAAACGCGCAAGAAGAGAACUAUGAGAUAGAGAAGAGAGAAGAACGUUGGUUUGAGUACUACAAUGUUGAAGUCAGCACUUCAAUGAGGAAGAAAUAGAUUAAGAACUUUAAAUUACCUUUCAAUUGUUUUGAUUUGGGGAAGUUUGUCCUAAUUUUUUUUAUUUUUUUUUUCAAUUCAAUUGGGGAGGCUUGCCCUAGGAUAUUUAUUUAGGGAAAAUUAGGGAGUAAAAAAAAGAGAGGGAAAAGUACCCAACAGUAAGCUGCAAGUAGGGAAAAGAAAGAGUCAAACGCCUAAAUUGAGCAAUUAAUGCCGAAAAAGUAAGUGGAGGUUUCAUUAAACAAAAAAAGUCAUCGUGGUGGUUUUUUUUUAACAAAGAUCCGUUUAAAAGGUUUUUUUCUUGCAAAACGAGGCAUUUGAAAGGUUUUUUUUAACAAUUUUUCCUUUUUAUAAUAAGGGGUGUAGGGAUUAAUAUUGAAAAGUAAAAGACAAUUUUACCCUUAACGAAAGGGAAGGAAGAGGAGAAAUGUUAUUAAGAAUAGUUAAGUAAUUUUACUAUUUAUCCCAAUAUAAUUCCCAAAUCAUAUCAAACAAUAGAUAACAUAAUUUUUAUCCUUAAUCACCUAUUAGUUUCAUAUUUUUAUCCUACUUUUUUAUCCUCGUCAUCCCUAUUGAUCCUGCCAAAUGCCCUGUUAAAGCUUCUUAAUAAAUAAACAAAAGUAUCCUCUGUUGUAACAUCCUGUUUUCAUCACUUUUCACAUUCUUUUACGGGAGAAGGCUUUCGGCUACGGGAGUUGCGCAGGUUUAAUUUAUUCACUUCUGUUGGGAUUCUGGGAAGUAAAUUGGAGUUGGUUUUAGCGAGAAUGGAGCUCCUUUGUGAGGAUCUGAUUAUUAAAAUUAUGAGUAAGCUCUCAGAAAAGGAUCUGAUGAGGUGCAAGUGUGUAUCAAAAGAGUGGCAUAGAAUUAUCACCCAUGUUUGCAUUCCCAAGUUGUCAAUUGAGGCUCCAGUUUUUGGGGUUUACUUUCGUAUUGCUCGGUUUACUUGUAAGUUGAGGAAAGUUACAUCCAUCUCCCCUCCAGAUGUUAAAAUGCAACUUCAUAACCGUAUGGCCUAUGAUGAUAGUGUGCACAGCAUUGAUUGUUCCCCUUUGAAGGUGCAUCCACAACGUGCUUUCCGUAGCUGUGCUCUUUAUGAUACAUCUGCCUGUGAGAGCAUGUAUUAUGCAAGUAUAUUGCCGUUUGAUCAUCGUGGUCCUGAUUUUUUGGACUGCUGUAACGGCUUGCUUUUGUUUGUUCGGUGUCCUAAACCUCAGUUUUACGUGUGUAACCCUGCCAUCAAACAAUGUGUGCCCAUCCCUCUCCCUCCACCUACAAUCCAUCUGCCUUCCCUUUAUGCCUCGUUAGCUUUUGACCCUUCCGAGUCCAUUCAUUUCCGUAUUGUCAUCUCAUCGCUUACAACUCAGCCACAGUGCUUGCAUAUUUUUUAUUCCCAAACUGGAGAAUGGAUGACACAUGAGAUUGAAGUAAAGUUACUGCUUCCUCAUGACUGCUUUAGGUUGCUAAGGCAUUGUGUUUACUUUAAAGGCAUGUUAUAUAGAUUAUCCCUGUAUCAUAGGAUUCUAUGUUUUGACCUCGAAACUAAGAAAGCCUGUAUAUUUGCUUCCCCAAACAAGGUACAAGAUACACUACCAGGAUGUCUUGGGGUGUUAGCUGGCUCUCUUUCAUAUGCAAAGGAAGAAUGUGGACAUUUGUGGGUCUGGUUGCGUGAUAGCCACAGUGAACCGAGUGUAUGGAUAUUGAAGUAUAAAAUCUCCCUUGCCCACAUAUGUGAUCUUGCAUCAAGAAUAAGCAUCAAGUGUUUCAAUGUAUGGUUACAUCCAUAUGCAUUUCAUCCGAAAUCUGACAUCUUAUUUGUGGGCUCUGCGCGUUCACUUAUGAUGUAUCAUCUUGAUUCUGAUCAUAUGGAAAUUGUGCGAAAGAAUGGAAUAUGUAAUAUAUUUUGUGGAUCCUUGUUCUCUAUGUUCACAUAUACACGCACUAUAAUCACGUUGAAGAACUGGCGCAAAAUUCCCUGCGAACUCGAUAACGUUGAAGAGGUGCUAGAUGAUUGGUGUUUCACUGAGCAAUGAUUAUUUAUAAAGCUGUGUAAGAGCUGAAGCUUGUUGCAGGCAACCAUCGUCAGAUGCUGCACUGUGCUGAUUCUACAGCAUGUACUGUACAUUAAUGAAUGAAUAAAGGAAAAGCAGGUGUUUGCUCCCUCUUUAAUUUAUGGUAAUCUGGUGGUAUGCUUCAAUAAGAGUAGUACCAAUUAGGCUUAUUGUUACGCAAGUCUUCUGUUGUAUUUGAACUAGCAGCGGGUUUUAAUCCCGCAUUGGAAGGGGCAUAGGUGUCAGACCCUUCCAAAUACUGUGAGUUGGUCGACUGUUGUCUUUAAGCUCGUCGACAUUGGAUCAUGGUACAUGAAAGGUUUGAAGCUCGUGCCGAUACAAUGCUAGUAGAGUAGUUGUAUUUUGUUGUUAAAGAUCUCAUUAACAUUUCACUGAACUCAUAAAAUAUAUUGGCAGUGUGAACUCAAGAGUUUGUAUCUUUAAUGUUUGGUUAAAUAAAUGGGAUAUCAUUUACUCCCUCGUUCAUCUUAUUAUUAGAUGCUAUAACAUGUAAUGCAUGUGUUAUCUAUAACUCUUAAAGCCAAAUUGGAGUAAAAUGGGUAUCUCUUAUGAACAGCGCUCUUCCCAUUUUAUCCUCAAGAAAAUAUAUUUACCACAUUAUCCUUUGUUGCUAGAUUCAACAUGGGCGACCUCCUCGCACCGGUUAAAGGCCCACUUCUCUAUUUCUUUCAUUUAUUAUUCCUAAAAACAAUCAUCAACCCACCUCAUUUCUGCUCCUCGAAUCAAGAAAAUCAGCUGAUGUGGAAUCUCAGCCAUUGUUGCAAUAACAGAAUCAGCAACAGCAACAGAUGGUUCCAUUAGAAGACACUUAUAUGCAGAGCAGAGCUGAAGCACUUCAGAAUGUGGAGUCUACAAUUCACGAAUUGAGUAAUAUAUAUACACAAUUGGCAAUAAUGGUAUCACAGCAAGGAGAGGUUGCAAUCAGGUUUGCAUCCUGUAGCUUAAGAUGGCUGUUUUGGCUGAUACAAAUAUGUGCUAUUGAUUUGCUUGUCUUUGUAGUUGACUCUCAAGUUAUUUUUAAUAGUAUUUAAAGCAUUUAAUAUUUGCUUGUAUUGGUUUAUUGGAUCUUUUGUUGAACCUUGAUUUAAUGAUGCCGUAACUAUCAAGUUGACUGCCUUUUCAAUUUGAUGGGAUUUGGUUAUAGCACAAUCUUGCUAUUUAGCUGCCAAUUGCCGACUCCUCUCUAUAAUUAACAAAGUUAUAUUCUGUUCUUCAAUAUUGGAAUAGGUAACUGAUUCCCUCUUAAUCCUAUAGCUGGUGGGUAAAUUAAUAUCAUUUAAGUUUAUCAUGCCCUUCAAAUACUCGUAAUUUUUUUUUCUUGAUAAACUUUGUCUAUUGUUGUUUAUAAGGAUUAAAUUGAUUUGACUGCCUUUGUUCUUUAAUAUUAGUAAGGAUUGAAUGUAAUGAGGGUUUUUUUUUUUUUUUUUUUUUUUUUUUCCGCAUAAGCUUUAGAAUUCUUGAAAUCAAUUGAUAAAAAAGACUGGUUGUCCUUUGUUGUUUAUCUAUGCUGAUCCGAUUAUAAUAACUUAGUUUACUAGGGUGAGCUAACUCAAUUUAAUAUAUUCUUUUCUAUGUAAAAUAUUAUGGUUUUGUGAGCUAACUCAAUUCAAAAUAAACUGCUUGACCUCCUUGAAGAAAUGAGUUAGGAAUGCUAUGGAUUUGUAAUGAUAAACAAAGAUGAGCUUCUGAGUCCGAUAUCAUUUUAUCCUCUGAAGUUCUUAAAAUUCAUACAGGUUACAUUGGUUGAUUAUAUGGUUCAGGAGUUUCGUUUUUUUGUUUAAUCAAUUGGCAUCUGCGAAGCUCGGACUCGGCCAACCACCCCACCGUACCGGUGUCGACACGACGCGACCCGGGUGCAGACAUGGAAUCCGGGUCGGACGCUUGGGAGAAAAAGUGGACUCGUCGGUCAUAAACCCUAGAUCUAAAAUAGAAUUGCGGAAAUUUCAAAAAAAGAGUCUAAACCUUGGGGCUUUUGUUCGAAAGUGAAAGGCGAGUAGGCCGACACUAAGAGGUUGUCGGUUUUCAUUCUCGGCGAUGGGAGGCUGGUUCUUCUGCUUCUUCGACACGUUUAACUGUUCAAUUUCUUUUUUUUUUAUAAAAAAAAAAAAAAACAAGGGGUGGGGUCAGUAGGGAAUAUACUCAGUACUUAUGUGGGUGGGGGUAGGUGGAGGACCUCACGUGACUCCUUUACUUAAUGUUAUCUACAUUGCUCUCAAAUCCUCUAUUACUGUUUUUCCUGUUUUUUCUUUCUUUCCCUUACUUGUAGUUUCAUUUCAGCACCGCAAGUACAGCCAGUAACUUGCAGUAUCCCUACCUAUACAAAAGUAUCA